Sabethes cyaneus is the source of this 1716-nucleotide messenger RNA. RefSeq lists its product as uncharacterized. The record is from RefSeq and is a predicted model, not a curated record. The coding region runs from base 1 to 1716 and encodes 571 amino acids. Lineage: Eukaryota; Metazoa; Arthropoda; Insecta; Diptera; Culicidae. The transcript has 3 exons.
AUGACUAGUAAUCUGCUUCUCACUUAUCCUAAUUUUGAGGAACCGUUUAUUCUGACAACGGAUGCCUCAAAUGUCGCUAUUGGUAAACAGAACGUCGUAGCGGACGGCCUAUCCAGGAUCCCAAAGGCGGAAAUCAACAACCGAGAGAUGGAGAACGAGGUGUACGAGGACGACAACCUGUACGGAACUUCACCUGUGAAUAGGCUACUCUUGCUGACGAAAGGACAGGCGGACAUAUAUAUACACGACAUAAGGCGAAAUCCCAUUGUGAUACUUCCUAUAGGAACAGCCAGAAUUUGCAACAGCUAUCUGAGAAUUAUACACCCAAUCGAUCUAGAUCCAAUAGAACUAACCAUCAACGAUCUCUAUUUAAAAGCUCAAGAAAAAAUUGUUAACGAUAAAGUUCUUAAUCCCAUUAUAAGAUCAAAAAUUGAAAAAUUAUCCCUAUCAUUCAGAAAGAUUAAAAUCGUAGAAAAACGAGUAAAGCGCUGGGACAGCUUAGGAACAGGAUGGAAGUAUAUUUCAGGAAGCCCAGACGCGGACGACUUAAGACUAGUGAACGCGACAAUUAAUACAAUAAUCGAUCAGGAAAAUAAUCAGAUUAAAAUUAACUCUGGACUAGAUGUUAGGAUCAGGAAUAUUACAUAUAGCAUUAACUCACUCAUCUCAAGAUACAACGAUCUUUCAUCAGACGUCAACGAAGGGUUUUCAUCUAUAAACCUACUGCUCAAUAUGGACGAACUCACUCAGCAGAUAGAGACUAUAGGAGAAGCCAUAACCUUGGCUCGUUGGAACAUCCCUAGCAGUCGCCUGAUUAGCCUAAAAGAAUUGACCGUCGCUCAAACUAUGCUGAAAGAACAAGGAUUAGACAUAGCCACAGCGGAGAGCGUACUAGAGAUUGCACGAGCAUACGUUAUAACAACUAAGAAUUCUAUAAGGUAUAUCCUGAGAAUACCCAAGCUAACGAACGAAAUUUAUUCUCUCUACCAGAUCGAACCAACAAUAUCAAACGGAACCAGAAUUCAUUUAGAAGCAAACUAUUAUUUGAACGGAACAACGCCUUACUCUACAAGAUCAACAUGUGAUCGGAAAAUAGACCAAUUCAUAUGUCAUUCUAAUCAGCUCGAACCACCAUCGAAAUGCAUCCAAAAAUUGAUGAGCGGUUCGUCAGCACAUUGCCCGAUGGAGAAAAUUUAUGGCCAUAACAUAAUAAAACGAAUCAAUGACGCUACAAUAAUCAUCAAUGAGGCGAACAUCGUCUUAAAGUCUAACUGCAGCAUGCAUAAUAGCAGAUUAGAAGGAUCGUACCUCAUCCAGUUCUCAAAAUGUGCAAUAUUGCUAGAUGGCGAACAAUUUACCAACACUAACGUGGAAAUUCCCAGCAAAGCUUUCAUUCCAACUACCGGAUUGAAGGUACUCCAUAUGGCGCAUCGAGACGACAUCCACCACCUCAAUCUUACCAGUGAAAGCAUCCACACCAAGAUUCAGCUGCUUCAUUGGAUAUCUUUUGGCUCAAUUUCGGUGUCAACCCUCGUUGUGAUCGGAAUUACGCUAAGCUGUGUCAUCAAAAUACUAUUGACCAAGAAGGCAACUAUCGUUAUUCAACAAGGCAAUCAGGAGACGAACAACAAGGAUGAAGCUAAUCCAUUAGGCGGAUCAACGCGAAGCAUCAACAUGGAUCACCCGACCAGGCAACCAAGAUUCAUCCCACAAUAG